This is a messenger RNA of Photinus pyralis (common eastern firefly), 1608 nucleotides long. It is a transcript of the gene Golgin84, whose product is annotated as golgin-84. Gene Ontology annotation, biological process: retrograde transport, vesicle recycling within Golgi; Golgi organization. The transcript is spliced from 8 exons. The record is from RefSeq and is a predicted model, not a curated record. Bases 77 to 1537 code for a protein of 486 amino acids. Gene Ontology annotation, cellular component: Golgi membrane; Golgi cisterna. Lineage: Eukaryota; Metazoa; Arthropoda; Insecta; Coleoptera; Lampyridae.
UCUAAUGUUGGCAGUAGAAAAAUAUGAAAACAGAAAUUCCUGACGUUUUCUUCCAACAAUAAUAUUGUUAUAAACAAUGGCAUGGUUACAAAAUUUAGCAGGGAAAGCCGAAAAUUUGCUUGUAAAGUUCGACGAAAAUGCCGCAAACGUGUUUAAUGAAUCAAACCUCAAACACUUGGGGUUGGAAUCUCCACAUUUUGAAUCAUCCAAGAAUGUGGAUAGUACUGCCGAAGUCUCAAUCACAAUUGAUAAGAAUCCAAGUAAUGUACAAAGUAGCACAAAUGAAUACGGGCUGUCACAAUUAGGCGACAUUGUUAAGGUUGUCAAUGAGAAGACGUGCCCUUCGGAUGGUGAAGAUUCAGGAGUGUUACACAAUAAACCAGAAACACCAUCGCCUACAUCUCACGUGAUGUCCGCCGAUACUUCUAGGAAAGAGCUGAAGAGUGAAGGCUCAGCAGUAUCGUCUAAAUCUGGAUCGUUACAAAAUAGCUUUAUAUUUAUGGACGACACGCUUAUCAAAUAUGAGGAUAAAAUUGGCAAACUCGAACAUGAGAACGAGGAAUUAAAUCAGCAGCUAAUAAAUAUGCGGCAUAUGUAUUGUGAAUUGCAGAACGAAAAUUCGAACUUGCAAAGUCAGCUUGAGAGAACUAGUGAAACAUUACUCGCCACCCAAUCGGAGAUGGAACAGUAUCGUGCUAGAGCUCAACGAAUUUUGCAGGAGAAAGAAAAGCUCAUAAGACUGAAACAAGAUGAUCCCGGUGAAACUAACGAACUGAUUUUUAAUAAUUAUAAUGAGGAGUUAAGAAAAGAGUUAAAAUUUCAAGAAGAAAAGAAUUUUGAACUAGCUGACAAAUUAUCAAAAGUUAACCACGAGUUGACUCUCCUGCAACAAAAUUUUAUUCUCACCCAAAAGGAAAGUCAUACAGCAAAACAAGUCCUCCAAGAUUCAUUAAUGCGCGAAAAGAAGAUACGAUCAGUCGCCGACGAGGAGUGUAGGGCGAAGUCAAAAGAACUGCAGAGUAGGUUACAAGAAAUUGGCCAUCAAAAUAGUAUUAUAGCCAGUAAAUCGCAAAAGAUACUUCAACUCGAAGCGCAGUUGAAACAAAAGUAUAAUCCGGGCAUUGGUUCUGAGGUUGAAGAACGUAUACAAAGCCUGACACAGACUUUAAUGUCGAAACAAAGUAGUUUAGAAACUGUAAUGUCCGAGCGAAAUGCGCUGAGAUUACAAUUACAGAAAUUAGAGAAUGAGUACCAAAGAUCUCAAUCUCAACGAACUGUAGUAAGAAGCAGUCACCUAACUGAUGCAGACGAAGGUAAAACGCCAGUUCCUCAAUUUUUCCAAUUAUCUCCCUUCGAUAUUGGAGUCACUAGGAAAGUAAAACGUGCAUAUUCAACCUUAGACGCAAUUAGUAUACGGGUAGGAGUCUUCUUAAGAAGAUAUCCAAUAGCGCGUCUAUUUGUAUUUUGUUAUAUUGUCAUGUUACAUAUCUGGGUAUUAUUUAUUCUGUUCACCUACAUUCCUUCGACAACUCGUUAAUUUUUCUAAGUUAUGUUUCAUGUAUAUUUUUAUUGAUAUUUCAUUUAAACAAAUAUAAUAUAUAUUCAGAG